UUUUCACUGGGGGGACCUGAGUCGCCGCACGUGCGUGAUCUCCGUGGUUUUUGCUGCCGCUGCCGCGGCGGGGGCUGCGGGUCAGAGCACCGGCGCCAUGGGGAAGCUGCACCGGCGCUUCAACGUCAAAGGGCGGCAGCAGCAGCCGCCGUCGGCGGGACCUGAGCCUGCGCGGCCGGAAGUCCAGGUGCAGCUGGAGUUGGACGACAGAGACCUGUUGAAGGGAGUGGAUGAGAGCAAUGUACUCGUCCUGCCCGGACGGAAGGAGAAGAAGAAGAAGGCUGUACCCACCACCAAGAAGGAGAAGAAGCCCCUGACCAAGAAGGAGAAGAAGCUCCUACAGAAAGUGCUGGAGCAAAAGACAAAAAAGAUGCAGCGAGCAGAAUUAUUGCAGAAACUGAGUGAAGUCCAGGCUUCUGAGGCAGAAAUGCGGCUUCUCUUUACCUCCUCCAAACUAGGGACUGGUGAGCGGAUGUACCACAGCAAAAGUAAGACGGAAGAGCCCAACGCUGGGGGUCCGGAGAAGAUUAGUGGCAUCCGUGGAGCCCACAGAAAAAGACGAAGGCUACCCUCGGAAGAGGAGUCCGAGUCCUCCAGUGAGGAGUCCUGGGAAGCCCCGGCUGCAGAGGCGGGGGAGAAGGCAGAGGCCAGGGAGGCGCCCGCCCAGCCCAUGGUCGAGGACUCCAAGGCUGCCUCUGGCAGCCAGCCCACCUCUUUGCCGGCACCUCCUCCCCCCGCUCCCCGCCAGCCCACGGCAGAGCCCGCCACCUUUGUCCCAGUGGAUCGCUCUCCUGAGAUCCAGGAAGCCCGGCUCAAGCUCCCUAUUCUUUCAGAAGAGCAAGUGAUCAUGGAGGCUGUUGCAGAGAAUCCCACUGUCAUCAUAUGUGGGGAGACAGGGAGCGGGAAGACCACCCAGGUGCCCCAGUUUCUGUAUGAAGCUGGGUAUAGCAGCAAUGGCCUCAUCGGGAUUACCGAGCCUCGCCGAGUGGCUGCUGUGGCCAUGAGCCAGCGCGUGGCCAAGGAGAUGAACCUUUCCCAGAGAGUGGUUUCCUACCAGAUCCGUUAUGAAGGGAAUGUGACAGAGGACACCAAAAUCAAGUUCAUGACGGAUGGCGUCCUGCUCCGGGAGAUCCAGAAGGAUUUCUUGCUCUCAAAGUACCAAGUGGUCAUCAUCGAUGAAGCCCACGAGAGAAGUGUCUACACGGACAUUCUGAUUGGUCUCUUGUCUCGGAUCGUGGCUCUCCGGGCAAAGAAGCAGCAGCCCCUGAAACUGCUCAUCAUGUCCGCCACACUGCGCGUGGAGGACUUCACCCAGAACACCCGGCUCUUCUCCGUGUCUCCCCCCGUUGUAAAGGUGGACGCCAGGCAGUUCCCUGUGACCGUCCACUUUAACAAGAGGACCCCGCUCCAAGACUACAGCGGUGAAUGCUUCCGGAAAGUCUGUAAGAUUCACCGAAUGUUACCUCCAGGAGGCAUUUUGGUGUUCCUGACGGGGCAGGCUGAAGUGCACUCGCUCUGCCGAAGACUCCGGAAAGCCUUCCCGUGCUACAGAGGCAGCGCCAGGGAAACAGAAGAAAAAGAGGAUUCUGUGGAAGAAAUGAGAAAAUUCAAGAAGUCCCGGAACAAGAAGGUUCCCACUGUAUUACCCAGAAUCGAUCUGGAUAAUUACUCAGUGAUGCCCGUGGAUGAAGGGGACGAAGACCGGGAAUCAGAAAUGGAUGAAGAAGAUGAUGUCGUGGGAUCGGAUCUCGACCUGGACCUGGGGGAUGGGGAAGUCGAAGAAGAGGAGAAGCCAGAUGCCUCCCUGCCCCUCCACGUCCUGCCGCUGUACUCGCUGCUAGCCCCCGAGAAGCAGGCCCAGGUGUUCAGGCCUCCCCCCGAGGGGCGCAGACUGUGCGUCGUGGCCACCAACGUGGCCGAGACGUCCCUGACCAUCCCCGGCAUCAAAUACGUGGUCGACUGCGGCAAAGUCAAGAAGAGGUUUUACGACAAGGUGACGGGCGUGUCCUCUUUCCAAGUGACGUGGGUGUCCCAGGCCUCGGCGGACCAGCGGGCGGGGAGGGCCGGCAGGACGGAGCCGGGCCACUGCUACAGGCUGUACUCCUCGGCCGUCUUCAGCGACUUCGAGAAGUUUUCUCCUCCUGAGAUCACCCGGCGGCCCGUCGAGGAUCUGGUCCUUCAGAUGAAGGCUUUGAACAUAGAAAAGGUGGUCAACUUCCCAUUUCCAUCCCCUCCCCCCAUGGAGGCCCUGGUCGCGGCAGAGGAGUUGUUGAUGGCACUCGGAGCUUUGCAGGAGCCCCAGCAGACAGGACGGCUGAAGCAGCUGCAGGGGGCAAAGCUGAGCCGUCCCAUCAGCCCCCUGGGGAGAACGAUGGCCGCCUUUCCCGUGGCUCCCCGCUACGCCAAGAUGCUGGCCCUGGCCCAGCGGCACGAGUGCCUGCCUUACGUCGUCACCAUCGUGGCCGCCAUGACGAUUCGCGAGCUGUUCGAGGAGUUGGACAGGCCGGCCGCCAGCGAGGGGGAGGAGGCCCAGCUGAAGGGGAAGAAGGCGCGCGUGUCCCAGAUGCAGAGGCUCUGGGCCGGCCAGGGAGCCUCGCUGAAGCUGGGGGACAUGAUGGUGCUGCUGGGCGCGGUGGGGGCCUGCGAGUACUCGGCCUGCAUACCCCGAUUCUGCGAAACCAACGGGCUCCGCUACAAGGCCAUGAUGGAGGUCCGGCGGCUCCGGGGACAGCUGACCACAGCAGUGGCCUCCGUCAGCGAGCACGCCAAGAGCCUCUGUGUGGAUCCCAAAAUGAAGCCCCCCAGCGAAGACCAGGUGACCUUUCUGCGGCAGGUAGUGCUGGCCGGCUUGGGCGAUCACGUCGCCAGGCGUAUCCAGAGCGAGGAGCUCCUCGAUGCCAAGUGGAAGAACGGCUACAAGACUCCUCUGCUCGAAGAGCCUGUCUUCAUCCACCCCAGCUCCGUCCUCUUCCGAGAGCUCCCCGAGUUUGUGGUCUAUCAGGAGAUUGUGGAGACCACCAAGAUGUACAUGAGAGGUGUCUCUGCAGUGGAAGCCACGUGGAUCCCGGUCCUGCUGCCUUCUUAUUGCCACUUUGAGAAGCCCCUGGAGGACCCUCCCCCAGCCUACUGCCCCCAGACGGGCCGGGUUGUAUGUCACCGGGCCAGCUCUUUCUACCGCGUGGGCUGGCAGCUCCCUGCUGUGCAGGUGGACUACCCCGAGGGGCUUGAGCGCUACAAGUACUUUGCCAAGUUUUUCCUGGAAGGAGAGGUCUGUAAGGAGCUCGCCCAAUACAAAAGCUGCUUAUUGUCCAGCCCGAACACGAUGCUCAAGACAUGGGCCAAGCUGCAGCCCAGGACUGAGAGCCUCCUGAAAGGCCUGGUUUCAAAGAAAGCAGAUUGCCAGGAUGCUUUACUCAAGGCCUGGAAGCAGGAUCCCAAGUAUCUGCUGUCCGAGUAUUGCGAAUGGCUCCCCCAGGUCACGCACGGCGAAGUGUCCAAGCUUUGGCCUCCCUGCACACCCUGAGCCCCUGCACACGCUCGGGCCUUUCUGGAGGACUCGGAGGGACCAGCACAGAGCGUGACUCUCCAAGGAGGCAAAGCCGGCUCUGUCUCUUGUCUCUGCUCCUGGACUUUCUGGUCUGGCUUCCCCGGGCGGGCUCGGUGACGGUCGCCUCCUCAGCACCUCUCCGGCUGGUCACGUCUGCGUGGGCUCCCGCUGGUCUCUUCCCUUGCUCGGCAUCUUCCUGCAUCUGCCACAGGGAGCUUCCCAGCGCACAGAUCUCCUCAGGAAGGGCUGUGGCUCCCCACUGCCUCCAAGAGAGCCGCAGCCUCCUUCGCACUGGGCGCAGCCUGUGGCCACCCCCUUCCCACAAUGCCCUCCUCCCCCACCCGUCACCACCCCCUCAGAGACCUUUCCCAGGGUUUAGCGCCCCCCCCAGCUCACUGUGGAUUUUGUAUUAGUUACCAGAGCCAGAGCAUCUGGGGUCCCUCAGGCCGACUGUGAACCCCUGGAGCACAGGGACUACCUCUUUUCCUUAGGUCUCCAGGACCCUCACCAGACUAAAACGUCCUUUCCUUAGUAAGUUAUUUUCUAAAGUUCCAAACUUAAAAGACAGAAUGAGCUUUCUGUCUCCCUCCCUGUGAGACUGAGCAUGCUCACUCUGCUCUCCCCUUUCCCUUGUCUAAAGGCCCCGGGCACCUCUAGGGCUUCCUCCAAUUCCCGAGUCCUUGGUGCCCUCCCCCCACUCAGCAGACAAUUCUUGAGUUGACCCUCCCCUCCCCCAACCACCAGAUCUCAGCUUUCUCAUCCUGGAGAGGAAGGCUUUCCACAGCUCUCACACCCCUCCCCUGAUGGUGACGUCACUAGGAGUGCCCACCCAGAAUGAGGUUAUUAUUGAGAAGGGAAAUCCUCUUCUUAGGCUGUCUGAUGUAAUAGAUGUAAAUAGACAUUGGGGGGAAAUAAAUAUAUUUAACUAAUA
Antechinus flavipes (yellow-footed antechinus) is the source of this 4478-nucleotide messenger RNA. RefSeq names its product DEAH-box helicase 37 (gene DHX37). The record is from RefSeq and is a predicted model, not a curated record. Gene Ontology annotation, biological process: maturation of SSU-rRNA from tricistronic rRNA transcript (SSU-rRNA, 5.8S rRNA, LSU-rRNA). The transcript has 27 exons. NCBI's taxonomy places the organism in Eukaryota, Metazoa, Chordata, Mammalia, Dasyuromorphia, Dasyuridae. Gene Ontology annotation, molecular function: ATP hydrolysis activity; ATP binding; RNA binding. Bases 98 to 3523 code for a protein of 1141 amino acids. Gene Ontology annotation, cellular component: nucleolus; intracellular anatomical structure.